AUGAAAGAGCGCUUGGAUGCUGUGUACGGUGACUCUUUUCCUUCGAUGGCGACCGUCAAUAAUUGGUUUAACGAGUUUCAACGUGGUCCCACGUCGGUGUUUGCUGAGCCACGCCUAGGUGCCCCGAAAACGGCUACCACGGAGGACAACGUGGGAAAAAUCUUCGAUUUCGUAUUGGCAGACCGCCGAUUGAAGCUGCGCAAGAUAGCUGAGAGAGUAGGUAUCUCAAAAGACCGCGUGGGUCAUAUGUUUAAGCGCAAUUCGAAGGAGUUUCUGCGCCGUUUCGUGAAGGUCAACGAAACAUGGAUCCACUGCUACACACCAGAGACCCUAGGAACAGUCGAAACAGUGGACUUCACCCGGCGAACGUGUUCCGAAGAAGGUGAAGACUGUCCUAUCGACCGGAAAGGUGAUGGUCACCGUUUUUUUUUUUUCUUGGGAUUCACAAGGUGA
Messenger RNA from Rhagoletis pomonella (apple maggot), 453 nucleotides. RefSeq lists its product as uncharacterized. The coding region runs from base 1 to 453 and encodes 150 amino acids. The transcript has a single exon. The record is from RefSeq and is a predicted model, not a curated record. Lineage: Eukaryota; Metazoa; Arthropoda; Insecta; Diptera; Tephritidae.